UGCGCAGCCACUAGUGUUUAGCUGCCUGCCGUCGGUUGAGUGCAGUAGCCAUAUUUGUUGAUGUGUCACCUCAACAGGCGCUAACAUUAGGACGGUGGACCCGCUGUGUUGUGACUACUUUUAUAACAGUCGUGCUGAAUGGACCUUACAUAAAGGGUGUGGUGUUUUAGGAGAGCAUGGAGCAGUGUGACUGUCAGGGAGAGCAGCACCCCACUCCAGAUCAUCACAGCACAGACGUCUCUACAGCAUGCACAGGGACAUCGCAAGCCAUCAGUGAUGGUCCUGAACAUGAACUAAAAGGUGUCCAGGAGGAUGGUGUACAAGAAGCUGAACAGGACAGUGUGUUAGACAGCAUUCAGUCUGAUGGUGCUGAAAGGGUGGAACUGAGGCUGGACCUUCCCACACCAGACCAAGAACAAACAAAUUCAGAGGACAGACAAGGGGAUGGCAACAGCAGCUGUGACAGCGGGACCUCCUCUAUAGAUGAUAGCAGGACUCCUCCAGCUAUUCCUAAUGGACCUGUAGAAAUAGUGCCUGCUGUUUUGGAUGGGAUAGAAGAAGAUAUGCUUCCUUCCAGUCAUCCUGUAGACCAAGAAGUGACCUCUUCUUGUGUUCCAGAAGAUGCAAGAGAAUCCUGUGAGUCAAACAGCAUGCCUUCACAUGAAGUAAAUCCAUCAGGGAAUGCUGCCAAGCCUCAAAGUCUAAGCAGUCAAAGUGGCAAAGUGACAAACUCAGUAGUUUCACCACAGCAUGAGGCUAAUCAUUUAAACUCAGUGUCCAGUGCUAACCUGUACGAUACAGACUGUAGCAGGAAGCUAAUGUCUGAGAUCCAGCGCUCGGUAUCUCAGGAGUCUCUAUUGGAUGAACUGGAGUCAGAGCUGCUGAACUGCCAGGUACGUGAGAGCCUACCGAACGGUCUGCCCAAGGAUCCAGACUCCAUGGUUGUGUUUGAGAAGUGUGUCCAGCUCAAAUACGCGCAACAGGAAACGGCCAUCAAGAGGUUGUUGGAUGAGAAUAAGAAACAUCAGGAGCUGAUUCUGGGCAUCUGCUCUGAGAAAGACAGCAUGAGGGAGGAGCUAAAGAGGAGGAUGGAAACAGAGAAACAACAUCUUUGCACUAUUAAGAAGUUUGAGAGUAGGGUGGAGCAACUAUUGAAGGAUCUAAAAGAAUCCAAGGACAAACUGGUUCACCAGGACCAGGCGGCUAAAAACACCAUUCAGCAGAUGCAGAGGGAGAUGUCCUACCGCCUUGAGCAGGCUGGUAAGAAGUGUGAGGAAGCACGGCAGGAGAAGGAGGCCAUGGUUAUGAAGUAUGUUCGAGGGGAAAAAGAGGCACUGGACCUACGUAGGGAAAAGGAGCAAUUGGAGAGAAAGCUCAGAGAGGCAACUUCAGAGGUGGACAAACAGGCCCGGAGGGGGAACCAGCUAGCGCAGGAGAAAGGACGGCUUCAGCAGCUACAUGAAGCCAAAGAGAAUGAGAUAUGUAGGUUGUCUCGCGAACUGGAAAAGCUCAAGGAUGAGAUCAACUCUCAUAUCAUCAAAGUGAAAUGGGCCCAAAACAAAUUAAAGAGUGAGACAGAUGCUCAUAAGGAUACAAAAGAUAAGUUAAAAGAAACGACCGCUAAGCUGACCCAGGCAAAAGAGGAGACCGAACAGAUCCGCAAGAAUUGCCAAGACAUGAUUCGAACAUAUCAGGAGUCAGAGGAAAUUAAGUCUAAUGAAUUAGACGUAAAGCUGCGGGAGACAAAGGGUGAGCUGGAGAAGCACAAGCAGGAACAGACAGAUCAGCUGGAGAUGCAUCGAGCCAAGAUUAAGGAGCUGGAGGAUCUAAAGAGGAGCUUCAAAGAAGGAAUGGACGAGCUUACCACUCUCAGAACCAAGGUAAAAUGUCUGGAGGAUGAAAGGCCUCGCUGGGAAGAUGAGCUGUGUAAAUACAGGGAGAUCAUUAACAGACAGAAGUCUGAGAUCCAGAACCAGCGAGAGAAGCUGGGGGACAUUCAGAGAUUAGAAGAGCAGCAUCAGAGAGAUGAGCAGGAGAUAAUGUCUUUGAAGGAGGAGGUAGAGAGUCUGAACUUACUGUUUGCAGACCUACACAAAGAUGUUCAGGGGGGCCGAGUGCGUGAGGCUGAGCUCCUGUCCUUCACAGAGAAAUUGACGAGUAAGAAUGCUCAGCUGCAGUCUGAGAGCAAUGGCCUGCAGACUCAGCUGGACUGCAUGAACACUAGCUCCAGGGAGCUGAAGAACAGACUGGAGGAGACCGAGAGGGCUCUGGCAGAUAUGACAAUGAGGCUGAAGAGAGAGGAACAGCGAAUGCACGAUGAAGUCCAGGCUCUUCAGACAGAGCGAGCUGCAUUGCAAACAGAGAUCGCUCAGCUGAAGAUGAGAGUGGAGGAGCUAAGAGAUGAGCUGGUUACACAGAAAAGGAAGCAAGCAGCCAACAUCAAGGAUCUGACGAAGCAGCUCACACAAGCACGUAAGAAGCUGGACCAGGUGGAGAAUGGGGGAUGUGAUCGUGAGGGCAGCAGCAUGGGAAGUCGCUCCAGUUCCUCAGGCUCUCUUAAUGCUCGAGGCAGCAGCAUGGACGAUCGUUCCCCGGAGAACCAAUCAGGUUCAUCUGUGGUGGUCGUGGACAGCUUUCCAGAGGUGGACAAGGCCGUGUUGGUGGAACGCAUCGUACGGCUGCAGAAAGCCCAUGCACGCAAAAAUGAGAAAAUUGAAUUCUUGGAGGACCACAUAAAGCAGCUUGUGGAGGAGAUCAGGAAAAAGACAAAAAUUAUACAAAGCUACGUUCUGAGGGAGGAGUCUGGAGCGCUCUCAUCCGAGGCAUCAGAUUUUAACAAAGCGCACCUUAGUAAGAGAGGGGGCAUUAUGGCCUCUCUGUACACAUCACAUCCUGCUGACACUGGACUCACUCUGGACCUCUCGCUGGAGAUCAACAGGAAGCUCCAGGCAGUGCUGGAGGACACGCUGCUCAAAAACAUCACGCUGAAGGAGAAUCUCCAGACCUUGGGUUCAGAGAUUGAGAGAUUGAUUCAGCAACAGCGACCGGUUGAACCCGGCAUCAGGAGAAAAUGACCGUAGAUCUCUCAGCGGAGUCGCUACAGGACAUGACAAAUGUGCAGGUUUACAAGCAUUCAGGUGCUCUGAAGGGCCAGAGUUUGUAGUUUAACCCAGGAGAGGCUGUCAGAAAAGAAACACACACAUAGUCAUGCUCCCAUUCUGUGGCAAGCUGGCGCAAGGAGAAAGGCCUACCACAAAGCAAGUGACCUCUUGGAGAUUUCUCCACCUGCUUGGUGUCAGACUGUAAUGCAUCAUCACUCACCUGUCAGGUGAACGUUUCUUCUGUACCUGCUCUCUAAAGUCCAUAAAAGAAUCGUACCUUUUCAACCCAGUGAUUUGUAAAUGUCUGAAAACCGGAUAAUGAAUUAAUUAAUGAUUGAGCACACACGUAUUCAAUGAAGGUACUUCCACUUUCCUCUAAAGAGUUUGACCCUAAUAAUUGAGAAAAAGAGGCUUCAGUGGGUAAUGGUGCAUUUUCGAAACAGGACAUUUUCAGAUUUGCUCAGAAUCAUUAUCUUGCUGCAUAAAGGACACUUCUUCUUUUUCUGGCCCAUUAUGCUUUUGUGCCAAUUAGUGAAUGUGUGUAAAGUGCAGACACUAAUGCAUACUCCCACAUGGUAGCUUGAGAAAGGGGAGCUUUUUUUUUUUUUUUUUUUUGCGCCACAAGGUUUUCUUUCAGUGAAGCACUUAAAAAAGACCAGUUAUUACACUGCAUGCACUUUUCCAUUAUUAGGUGUCUCGAUACAGCAUAAAGCAGAUUAAUCUCAACUAGAUUUGGGGUAAUUUUGAUACAAUUAUUGGUCUUUAAUAAGCUUUUUAUUUUUUUCUGGUCUAAAUUAAGUUCUUAUUAAAUCAAUGUUAUAUUUUAUUUGUCUUGCUUAUUGAGAGAAAUUCUGUCUGCCUUUUGUUGUCUGAAAAACUGUCAGUUAUUAUAUUUUCACUGUCCUUCUCCCUCUCGCUGUUUGUGUUUCUUUUCGUUAAGCUGUCGGGAGGUUUAAUUAAAGAGUAGUUUAUAGGGAUCAGUGGGGGGAAAUUUAUAUGAGUAUAUUGAGGAAAUAAGUGCAAUUCUGUUUUUCCUUUACUCCAUUGCAGAAAAGGGGGGGUUUGUCCCUAAAACAGGUCUGAGCUGUGAUCCCCACAGCAACUGUCCCAUUUAAGGUGCUAAAAAGAAUGAAUUUGUGACGGCAAAUUCCAUUGGUGGAUUGAAGCCAGACUGUAUGUUUUCUACAAGCUCUAUUCGGACUGCCUGGGGAGUUGCUGGCCUAGAGAUCUCUGCUCCGCAUAUUUAAGAGUUAGAAAGAAAUGUGUCAUUAGCUGCUGCUCAUAGACUCCUAUUGUCUUUAUUCUUCCCUUACGGAAGGUAAAUAGUGAAGGAUUAUUGUGGAUGUGGCAGUAUGUACAGGGACCAUGCCGUUACCUGCAAGCCUUUUCCACGUAUUAAGACCAGACAUAUGAAUUGUAAACUUUUGCCCCUAAACUGCAAAGAGGGAUUAAUAACCAUGUACCACAACAGAACUUGAGGCCAAUGCUGGGAUCUUCACCUUUCCUCUCCACACUCCAUCAUCCUAAAAACACCAGAGGCAUUCCUUACAAACAAAGAAAGAGGAAAAUAUUGUGCAAUGUGAAAAAGCUUCGGAGGUUGAACUCCAGGAUAAACACUGUCAAUUACUGUUUAAGUAUCUGUAUUAUAAUUUAUUAAAUCUCCCUGUUAAAUUCUCUUUAACUAUGAAAUGACCAGAAUUAUCUUUUGAAGUAUGAGUCUAUGUGAAUGUGAUCAAAACUGAUGAAGUGGGGAAAUGCUGUUGAAUCUCUCGCUGAAUUGUCAUCUGUGCUCCGUUCAGUUACCAUAGUCAGACUGUGAUUAUACAAACUUGUAGAUAUGAUGUGAUGUACAUUGUUUUUAAAGAUACCAAACUGGAUUCCUUUCUGUAAAUAUGCUGCUUACAAGGAAUAAAAAAAAAGAAGAAAAUUGA
Messenger RNA from Tachysurus fulvidraco (yellow catfish), 5032 nucleotides. It is a transcript of the gene ccdc186, whose product is annotated as coiled-coil domain-containing protein 186. Lineage: Eukaryota; Metazoa; Chordata; Actinopteri; Siluriformes; Bagridae. The transcript is spliced from 16 exons. Gene Ontology annotation, cellular component: trans-Golgi network. The coding region runs from base 177 to 3074 and encodes 965 amino acids. Gene Ontology annotation, molecular function: small GTPase binding. The record is from RefSeq and is a predicted model, not a curated record. Gene Ontology annotation, biological process: vesicle cytoskeletal trafficking.